AUGGCGUACGUGAACACCCGCAUCCCAGAAAGCUGGAGGUUGAUUGCUCUCGUCAACGCGAAGAACAAGGUCCCGGAGCUCCAGAAGUUCUACCAGACCGCCUACAAGGAGCACAACCGCCUCUGGAAGAUCAACCCUCGCAGCCGUGUCUACAUGAUCCCCUACACCGUCGCCCUCUGGGGCACCCUCGGCCUCACCCUGUACGGUGGUGUCCGCAAGGUCCUCGGCUACAACAGCUACUUUGGCAAGAACUAG
This is a messenger RNA of Colletotrichum siamense, 255 nucleotides long. RefSeq lists its product as uncharacterized. The transcript is spliced from 4 exons. The record is from RefSeq and is a predicted model, not a curated record. The coding region runs from base 1 to 255 and encodes 84 amino acids. Lineage: Eukaryota; Fungi; Ascomycota; Sordariomycetes; Glomerellales; Glomerellaceae.